AUGCCCGAUUUCGAUCAUUUCUUCGAUUCCUCCACCAUAGAUAACUCCAGCGUCAACCAAAUGGUGGUCGACUCUGAUCUCACCGCCAUCCCGGGACAAGCAGUCUACCCUAGGACCAAACCCCCACAUCAGACGCAGCCGCUGCCCAAGAAAUUGAAACUUUCGCCGCCGACCGAGUCGGUUGUCCUGGUUGACUCGCAGGAGAACGGCAUCAGACUGGUUCAUUCCUUGAUGGCCUGCGCGGAGGCCGUACAUCAAGAGAAUUUCAAAUUAGCUGAAGCUCUUGUGAAAAAUAUCGGAUUUUUAGCUGUAUCGCAGCCAGGGGCGAUGCGAAAAGUGGCUACCUAUUUCGCUGAAGCCCUGGCCAGGAGAAUUUACAAAUUGUAUCCCAUAAAUCAGCUCGACUCUGCCUUCACCGAUUUGUUGCAAAUGCACUUCUACGAGACCUGCCCCUAUCUCAAAUUAGCACAUUUCACUGCAAAUCAAGCAAUUCUGGAAGCAUUUGCCGGUAAAGAUCGAGUCCAUGGGAUUGAAAAUUAA
Molecule: messenger RNA, 540 nt
Organism: Salvia miltiorrhiza (redroot sage)
Lineage: Eukaryota; Viridiplantae; Streptophyta; Magnoliopsida; Lamiales; Lamiaceae
Product: DELLA protein GAI1-like
Exons: 1
Coding region: 1-540 (179 amino acids)
Biological process (GO): response to ethylene; negative regulation of seed germination; negative regulation of gibberellic acid mediated signaling pathway
Cellular component (GO): nucleus
Molecular function (GO): DNA-binding transcription factor activity; sequence-specific DNA binding
Source: RefSeq, a predicted model, not a curated record